Messenger RNA from Panicum hallii, 384 nucleotides. Its product is annotated as protein XAP5 CIRCADIAN TIMEKEEPER-like. Lineage: Eukaryota; Viridiplantae; Streptophyta; Magnoliopsida; Poales; Poaceae. The record is from RefSeq and is a predicted model, not a curated record. The coding region runs from base 105 to 341 and encodes 78 amino acids. The transcript has 2 exons.
UCUGGUGGCCCGCCUCCUCCCUCCGGCCAGCCGAACCCCGCAACUAUCCGCUGACCUAGGAGAAGGUCGAAGGGCGUAACACUCCCUCACGGGAGGUGAGGAGGAUGUUGGGGUUCGGUGAUGGGUACGUUGGGACGGUGCAGGACACGGUGAAGAUCCGGCGGCUGGAGAAGCAGCGCGAGGCGGAGCAUUGCAAGAUCGAGGAGCUCAAGAACAAGUCUGCCGACGGGCAGCCCGGCCUCCUCCAGUUCGGCUCCAACACCUCCGAGGAACAUGCAGUGGCGAAGCUAGAACAAAUUGAAAGGGGUGCAUUUACCUUGAUGCAUGGAGUUAAACUGUGAAGGUGCAUAUAUGAUGAAAAAAUAGAUCUAAUCAUUAUUUUUG